UGUGCCGGGCGGUGCGCAAAACGUAACGCACGCGUAACGCAGGGUAGUGGUUGAACACGCACAGCAUGAUGUUUCCGUGGUCCUGGAAGAUGCAAAGAAAGUGAAUUCGGGCAAAAAAAAAAUAACGAGUAAAUGCGUGGAUUCCGAUACAACGUGUUUACGCGCAUACGCACGUAGUAGAUAUACGCGCGCAUUACGUAUUCCCGGGAUGACGAUGCUAUUGUCAAGAAGCAAUCGUCGACGGCAUCCUUGAACACGUUUGUCGGAGCACUCUGUUUCGAUUCUGGAGCCAACGACGGAACGUAAGAUUGUGAUCGAUGUUGCUUGAUUAGAUUUAUCGCGAGGAUUUCUCUUUUUUUCAAUGCUCCUGACGGAAUAUCCCUUCAAACAAUUAAUAUAGAGUGAUAUGUUAACCGAAGACAAUGAUCCGACAAAACCAGCAGGGGUUUUAGACAAUGCUGGCAACGUGUCUUCCUCGACAGAAGCCUCGGUACAGCAUCCUCGCGCCGCAAACAAUGAGACCGAAGUUAAGAACGAAGUGCAAGACUGUCCUGAAAAUGAUAGCGUACCUGGUGGUGAACUGUAUAUUGAUGAGAAUGCCGAAGAAAAGGAACAGGAGUAUCCAGAUUCGAUGGAAAAAGCAGAUUACGGAUCCCUAUAUGGCGCCAACCAAUAUUAUAACAGCCUGUAUAACUCGCCACCUUACGGAUCAACGACAGCUUCGAAAAACGCAUCGAGUUUGCAGAGCUCAUACUUAAGCUCUUAUACAUCGUCAGGCUCGAUGACGCAGUAUCCGUCCUAUGCCAGUUACAAUAGCGGGACAACGACCUUCCCGAAUAUGGCACAAAAUAUAUCAUCGGCUUCCCAGAAAUUAGAUUAUAGCGCUUACAGCAGUAGUUUGUACGGAAACGACAGGGUACCGCUCCAGUAUUCCGGAUAUUAUCCUAUGCCCGGUUAUCAUGCGCCGCCUACUUCAUUCAAUAUCGGAAACAUCAACUUCGCUGAUUCGACCAAGUCGCUCACGUUGGAUGCAACGACGCACGAUGCAAGCGAUCUGACUGCACGGGAAACCACAAACAUUGAAGUGGCAACGACGAAGCCAUGCAGGCGCGGAAGGAGACAGAGCGGAAGCGGAAACAGUAUCGGUUCCGCGGAUACGACGGAAGCCGGCCCCGAGCGUAUAUUUAUUUGGGACCUCGACGAAACCAUAGUCGUGUUUCAUUCCCUGCUAACCGGACAAUUCGCCACUAAAUAUCGUAAGGAUACAAGCCUUCUAGCUCAAGUGGGGUUCAGGAUGGAAGAGAUGAUAUUCAAUUUGGCGGAUACGCACUUUUUCUUCAAUGAUGUCGAGGACUGUGAUCAAGUGCAUAUAGAUGAUGUUUCGUCGGAUGACAAUGGACAGGAUCUGUCAUCCUACAAUUUCGCGACCGACGGUUUCCAGUGCGCGUCUGCGAACAAUGGCAUAUGCCUGGCAUCCGGUGUGCGAGGAGGCGUCGAUUGGAUGAGAAAGUUAGCAUUCCGCUAUCGUAAAAUCAAGGAAAUCUAUUGUAAUUAUCGGAAUAACGUGGGUGGCCUUUUGGGGACAGCCAAGCGCGAACAGUGGCUACAACUGCGUUCCGAGAUCGAAAUGUUGACCGAUAACUGGUUAACAUCGGCAGUAAAGUGUCUGAACAUUAUCAACAAGAGAAGCCAUUGCAUUAAUAUUCUAGUAACGACUACGCAGCUGGUACCCGCACUCUCCAAAGUUCUACUAUUCGGCAUCGGCGGAAUAUUUCCUAUAGAGAAUAUAUACUCUGCUUCCAAAAUCGGAAAGGAGAGUUGUUUCGGUAGAGUAGUUGCCCGAUUUGGCCGUAGAUGUACGUAUGUGGUAAUAGGAGACGAUUCUGACGAGGAAACAGCAGCGCGGGCACACAACUUUCCCUUUUGGAGGAUAAAUAGUCACUCAGACAUUCAAGCCCUCUAUACUGCCUUAGAAAUGGGAUUUCUUUAAUCAAAAGUAUAUAUGAAAAUCAGUCUCUACCAGGAAACAUUUCGGUCGUAUGAAAAAUUGCAUGACGUGUAUUUCUGUGCGAGUUACAAGAAAAACUAACGAAAAAGCUAUGCUUAACCAGGGAAUGGAAGAGUUACUAUUCCGUUACUUUUUCCAUUCUUUUUUAUAAUAACAAUUUGAUGAUGACUUUGCAAUUUUUUAUGGCUAUAAUGAUAACUAAGUAAACACUAAGAACUGCGCUAAAGUUGGGAAAGUUAUUUUGAAAAGUAACUUGCAUCAUUACGCAUUUAC
Molecule: messenger RNA, 2281 nt
Organism: Trachymyrmex septentrionalis
Lineage: Eukaryota; Metazoa; Arthropoda; Insecta; Hymenoptera; Formicidae
Gene: eya
Product: eyes absent homolog 4
Exons: 9
Coding region: 407-1990 (527 amino acids)
Biological process (GO): negative regulation of extrinsic apoptotic signaling pathway in absence of ligand; positive regulation of DNA repair; multicellular organism development
Cellular component (GO): nucleus
Molecular function (GO): protein tyrosine phosphatase activity
Source: RefSeq, a predicted model, not a curated record